GACCAUAUUAACAUGUGUUCUACCAUACCAACAUGGAUUUUCACUUUUCUCCUCGGCGUUUCUCAGCUUGCAUCAUAUUCUGCUUAUGCCUUACGAUAAGCACAAGCAUAAGCAGAGCAGAUGGAUCUCAAAAGCUGUAUAUCGUCUACCUGGGCGAGAAGAAACAUGACGACGCUGCUCUGGUCACAGCUUCACACCAUGACAUGCUCAGCGCCAUUCUUGGAAGCAAGCAAGAUGCGUUGGCCUCCAUCACUUAUAGCUACAAGCAUGGCUUCUCAGGCUUCGCGGCGAUGCUAACAGAUGACCAAGCACAAGAUCUUGCAGACCUACCUGAAGUUAUCAGCGUUAUUCCAAAUCAGCAUCAUGAGUUGAUGACCACAAGAAGCUGGGAUUUCCUUGGCAUGAACCUGAACCACAAGCCAGCAAGUAAACUUCUGCAGAGGAGCAAAUAUGGAGAAGACGUAAUUAUUGGGAUAGUUGACACUGGGAUCUGGCCUGAAUCAAGAAGCUUCAGCGACAAUGGAUACGGACCAAUACCAUCGAGAUGGAAGGGUGUGUGUCAGCUGGGACAGGACUGGGAGGGCACAAACUGCAACAGGAAAAUCAUAGGCGCACGGUACUAUGCUGCAGGAGUGGACAAAGCUUACCAAGAGAAGAAUUACAUGUCUGCACGGGACAUAAAUGGGCAUGGAACACACACCGCAUCCAUAGCAGCCGGUACAGUGGUAGAGGGAGUCAGCCUCCAUGGCCUUGGAGUAGGGGUGGCACGUGGUGGUGCGCCCCAAGCGCGCCUUGCUGUGUACAAGGUCGGGUGGGACACAACAGACCCAACAAUAACUGUGCAGGUUGCUAGUGCCGCAGUGCUAGCAGCUUUCGAUGAUGCAAUUCAUGAUGGAGUUGACAUCCUAUCCCUAUCACUUGCGGUUGAUGAAAACUCAUUUGGUGCACUCCAUGCAGUCCAGAAGGGUAUUACCGUUGUUUAUGCCGCAGGAAAUAGCGGGCCUCGACCACAAGUCAUUUUUAACACAGCUCCUUGGGUCAUUACAGUCGCAGCGAGCAAGAUCGACCGGUCUUUUCCAACUGCAAUUACCCUGGGAAACAAUCAAACCUUAGUGGGUCAGUCACUCUAUUACAUGCUUAAAAAUGAAUCCACAAGUCGGUUUAAACCACUUGUACAUGGAGGAAGUUGCUCACCGGAGGCGCUAAAUAGCACAAUAAUCAAUGGAAAAGUUGUGUUAUGCAUUGCAGAAAAAUUUGGCCCAGCAGCAGACAUGAUCUCAGACGCCAUAACAAACAUCAAAAGUGGUGGGGCAUCUGGUUUUAUAUUUGCUCUAUAUACCAUAGAUGUUCUUUUGAGCACUGAUGAUUGCAAGGGCAUGGCAUGUAUAAUUGUUGACAAUGCUAUUGGGUUUCAAGCUACAACAUACAUCGGAAGCGAGAGCUUGCCAAUUGUGAAGAUUGAGCCAGCAAGAAGUAUUACAGGAAAACAAGUUCCUGGGCCAAAAGUGGCAUUCUUCUCUUCAAGAGGCCCGUCCACCAAAUAUCCUACAGUUCUCAAGCCUGACAUAGCCGCACCUGGAGUCAACAUCUUAGCGGCCAAAGGAGAUGCAUAUGUAUUCAACUCAGGGACGUCCAUGUCAGCCCCACAUGUCGCAGGCGUCGUAGCAUUGCUAAAGGCUGUCCAUCCUCAUUGGUCUCAUGCUGCGCUCAAAUCAGCAAUUGUUACCACUGCAUUAACCAAGGAUGAAUAUGGCAAUCCAAUGUUAGCAGAAGCCCUACCCCGGAAGGUUGCCGACCCAUUUGACUAUGGAGGUGGAAACAUAAAUCCUGAUGCAGCUGCCAAUCCUGGCCUUGUUUACGACAUCGAUCCAAUGGAUUACAACAAGUUCUUCGCCUGCAAGAUCCAGAAAUACGGUAUUUGCAACAUUACAACAACAUUGCCAGCCUAUCACCUAAACCUUCCUUCCAUAUCAAUUCCUGAACUAAGGCAUCCAAUUAAAGUGCGGCGAGCAGUCACAAACGUUGGCAAGGUCGAUGCAGUUUACCAAUCCGAUAUACAGUCACCCCUAGGAGUCAAGAUCAAAGUUGAACCACCUACCCUAGUCUUCAGUGCCGCAAAGAAAGUGCACACCUUCAAGGUUAGCAUAACACCUGUGUGGAAGGUGCAAGGAGACUACACGUUCGGCAGCCUGACUUGGCACAACGAGCACCACUCCGUAAGGAUCCCGAUAGCAGUCCGGAUCACAAUUCAAGAUUUCUACGCCGAUGUUGCGUAGUAUACGAAGAAUGUCAUACAGUAUGAAAAAUAAAGAUUGGUGAUCUCUACAGUGGGUCUGGCGGGUGCACCCAUUUGUAACUGUACUUGGAGAUUUUUUUUUGCAAUAAAACAA
Lolium rigidum is the source of this 2390-nucleotide messenger RNA. RefSeq names its product subtilisin-like protease SBT3.5. The record is from RefSeq and is a predicted model, not a curated record. Gene Ontology annotation, biological process: proteolysis. NCBI's taxonomy places the organism in Eukaryota, Viridiplantae, Streptophyta, Magnoliopsida, Poales, Poaceae. Gene Ontology annotation, molecular function: serine-type endopeptidase activity. Bases 33 to 2276 code for a protein of 747 amino acids. The transcript has 10 exons.